Molecule: messenger RNA, 654 nt
Organism: Cokeromyces recurvatus
Lineage: Eukaryota; Fungi; Mucoromycota; Mucoromycetes; Mucorales; Mucoraceae
Exons: 4
Coding region: 46-549 (167 amino acids)
Source: RefSeq, a predicted model, not a curated record
UUUUUUCUUUUUCUUUUCUUUUCUUUUCUUUACUCAUUUUAUAAAAUGUCGAAUAAAAGGAAGCAAUCUUUAAACGAUGAACAGAUGAAAAAGGAUGAUAAUGACGAGCCAGUAACAACAGAGAAGGAAAAUAAACUAUUAUUAAAUGAUGAGCUUGUUUUGACAGAAAAUAAAAAAUCAUCUUUUUGGAAGGCAUAUCCUACACCUUCUUCUGUUAACAUGAUUGACCCUAAAAAUCCAGUAAAGGUGGAAGAGGAUGAAAAGAAAGAGAGACGAUCUAACGUUGUCUUGCCUUCAUUUCAUUCACAGUUUCAACCUGUCUAUCCUCCUUCUUCUUCUUUUUCAGUCCUCUUUUCAAAGAUCAUCGAGACCGUUCGUUGUCGUUCGCUAUUUUCAAAAGGAAAAGAAGAAAGGACUAGAGAUGAUUUACACAAUUUUAUUGAAACAAUAAAGAAAGAAAGUAUAAACAAAUCAAUUAAAAGAAAAAGGUUUCUUAUUGUAGGUGUUCAUGGAUGGUUCCCAAUGAAGUGUAGCUUGUUCGUAGUGUGAUUGGUGAGCCUACAGGAACAUCUAAGAAAUUUUGUGAACAAAUGACAUUAGCUUUAAAACGCUAUUUUUAUAAAAGAAUCCAAUCAUUUAAUUAAAGAAGCUGAC